AUGUGGGGGUUUGAAGUAUACGCAACGGGACUGUCCACGACACCAAACCGCCUCGGCGCACCUCUCACAGAGGUCGCACCAGAGGAGGAUGCAGCAGCACCACCGCGGCACCUGUAUAAGCAGAAUCGAAACAAUGUCCUGUUCGAUGCUCAAGGGAAGCUGCUCAACACUGUGGAGGCCCGCAGUGCGACGAUAUGGCGCACUCAUCACGCAUUUAGCGGCCGCUGCGCCCUUGUGAACCCGAUGGCCACCACCAGUGGUGUGGCUGCCCAAUCCUUUGGCGCUCCUGGAUGGGCGGAACAGGCAUGGAGGGCAUACCAAAGCUGGUCCGUUGGCUUCCACGUGCGCUCCGUCACUGCCGACGAGCCUCACAUUCUCCUCAGCAUCGCACCGGCGUACUUCCCGAACUUGGUCUCCGCCACCGGCGAAACCCGCGAGGCGGAUGCGGCAACGCGGGCAAGCCUGCCAUGUGCCCCCUCAGUGGAGGAGGAAGUGAUCUACAACAAGCGCGUGCUGGAGACACCGCUGAUCUGGGAGGAGCCAUACGCGCUCUCGGUGGAGUGCACGACGCGUGGGGUUUUUUUGUGGAGUGAUCACUGGGGCAUCUUCGGCAAGAAAAUCGCCGACCGCUGUCUGGAGAUGCGCCAGGGCGGAGCGAGGCGAAGCGGAAUGGCGGCGUUGCCCUCUCCUGAUCCAUUCCCGUCCUCUGCCGCGGUAGAUGAAAAGCUGGCGCCGACAGCGUACGAUGCGGCGCUGCGCCUGCGGUGGAGCGUCACGGAUACAGCAAAUACGAGCAGCACUGAUAGCGGGUCUGCCAAGGCGGUGUCUGCUACAUUGUCAGUGGAGCUGAAGGCCAUUAGUGGCGAUGCAGCGGCGGGAGCAGCAGCGACGACCCGCGUGGGGAAUCUCAGGAAAGAGUUUUGGCAGCAUUUGGUCGACCUUUCCCUGCCGCUCGACGACGUGGCGUACAAGGCUGCUUUUCGCCCUUACGUGACGCUAAUGGAAGGCGGUGACUCAGUAGAACUACUUGAGGUCAGUUGA
This is a messenger RNA of Leishmania braziliensis MHOM/BR/75/M2904, 1041 nucleotides long. RefSeq lists its product as hypothetical. The transcript has a single exon. The record is from RefSeq and is a predicted model, not a curated record. The coding region runs from base 1 to 1041 and encodes 346 amino acids. NCBI's taxonomy places the organism in Eukaryota, Euglenozoa, Kinetoplastea, Trypanosomatida, Trypanosomatidae.